Cantharellus anzutake is the source of this 1545-nucleotide messenger RNA. RefSeq lists its product as uncharacterized. Bases 1 to 1545 code for a protein of 514 amino acids. The record is from RefSeq and is a predicted model, not a curated record. The transcript has 5 exons. Lineage: Eukaryota; Fungi; Basidiomycota; Agaricomycetes; Cantharellales; Hydnaceae.
AUGUCAUACAAGCACGACCUCAACUAUUAUGUUCUCAACAAAGACAAGCGUGCCCACUGGAAUGAUGACCAUAUCAUGGGAUUAGCCCCACGCCCUCUCCCGAAAACACCCCAGCAAGCAUUUCAACAGUACUUGCUGAGGGGUCAUGCUCUAUUCUUGCCAGAUGACUCCGACCGAGUCCUUGAUGCUCUCGAUUCCUUGGCGCAUGACCUGCCUCCUGAAAACUGGACUAUUCUGUUCCCACCAAAUUGGGAUGCACUUCCAUUAGAUAAUCCAACACGCAUUAAUUGCGAAGCAUUUAUUGUACCAAAACAGAAAGCUGAGCAGGAGAAAACACGCCAGAGACAACUUGGAGUAGCCACUGCAAAUGUCCCUUCUGUAUCAGCUGCAACAAUGCCGUUUCCUGCACAGUCUCCGUCUCAAGCCCCAUAUACUGCGUACCCGAUUGCAUACCCAAUUGUUCCCUUUCCUAAUCAACCACAAAUAUUCCUCACCCAGCAAACCGCACCCUCUCCUCCUGCCCCUAUGACCUCUAAGCUGGCAUCUGAUGUGAAUUUGCAGUCAAAGUCUCAGUCUGACGAAAAAGAGCCAAACAAGAUGACUAUGGAAGCGAGCCUCUAUCUCCUCAUUGACAGUGCUGCCACAUUUGCACUCAGCAAGGUUGAAGAAGGAAUGGGAGUCGACGUUACCAAGCACGAGAUUGGCUACCUUCCAACCUUUGAUGGGAAGCGGCGACGAGAUAUGCCAGUCCAACUCAAGACUGCAGUGCACAUGGAAAAAGCGCUGCAUGAACUUCGCGACUGCAUGUCCCGAGCCCGAUCUAGUAAAAAAUUAUACGUUAUCAAUAUGAAACCAGUACCCAAAUCUGAGAAUGUCGGGAAACAUGGGAAAACUCGUCGCACUAAUACUGUAAAUAGUGCAAUCCAGUCCAACCCGGCUUCAGACCAAUAUGUGAUGCUUGAAAAGCAGUGGGAGUGUCAUGGAUGUGGUGGCCACUGUUGGCCACAUACCCGUGCAAAGGGGAAACAUCUUCACCUCGACAAUGCUAUGUUAUCCUUGUGGGCACAACAAUGGUCUGACGGUGUUACUGGAGUUGAUCUCCACAAUCCACCUGUUCAUAAUUGGUUUGAUGUCCUGGCUCUGGAGAAACAGACAAAGGCUGUCAACCAGAAGCGACGCCAGGAAUCAAGGAAGCGGAAGCGGAAUGGUAGUCCACCAAGAACACCUACGAAGCCGGGGGCCACAGCUAUACCAAAACCCCUGGUAAAGAAGGCGAAAGUCGAUGUGACACCAGCCAAACAGCAGCCUGUGAAGGAUACAAUAAUCCUUUCUUCUGACCCUAUAACUCCGCCAUUUCUCUCCCGCAUCUUAGCUGCCACACAAACAUCUAAAGUUGGAACUGACAUUAUCAAUCUUUCAUCUUCUCCCACUCCCGGACCUUCUAAGAAGAAAGAUCCCGCUCCCACUGUUUUUGAUCUUUGUAGUGACAGUUCCGCUGAUGAUUUCCUCAAGCAUGAAAUUGAGUAUGAUGAACUAGAAUCAUAG